GUUGAGGCUUGCGUCGUUCUUUUCCGCGGCCUUCAUGGAGAGUGUUAGAUUCAUACGUUGAAUUUGAAAUUGAUUACUGCUCGGAUCCUCCUUUAAGCUGGAAAUCUUGCGUGAUGAUUGCGUAACUCAGUUGCAAUGUCCUAUCCUAUUAGUUACCUUCUCGGCAAAGCCCUUUUUUCGUUAUCUUCGACUUUGUUACGUUAGUAUGACUCGCGGCUCGUACUUUUGAUUUGUCUUUUUCAUGUGGAACAAUCAUGUCUGGAACUGAGCCUAAAACUACGGAAGUCGUUGCCGACAAGAAAGAGCAUACCGAGAAGAAAGAGCAUCCCGAAAAGAAGGAGGAGACAGCUGUACACGAAGUAGCCGAAGAGAGCCGUGACUCUGCUGCUUCGCUUGACAAUGAUGAAAAGUCUUACACAUCCGAGGAGAAGAACGGAGAAAGUGAGGAAGGAGGAGAAGAAGAAGAAAGUCAUGAUGAUGACGAAACAUCAAAGGCAACCGCCGAAGAGAAUGGCAAGGAAGGCGAGAACGGACAUGUAGAAUCAACCGACACUAAUGGCAAUGACCGUAAACGAGUGUCAGACGUUGCUGCGAGCGAGGCAACGGACGAAACUGCCCCACUAUUGAAGAAGAAAAAGACCGAGGAGGAAGAGGUCGGCGCUGGAGAUAAGCCCACUGGUACCGUUGCAGCCGAUUGAAUCGAAUUCGCCCUUUCUGUCGAAUAUCUUUACCCACAUGUGUUGACCUUUUAGUUUGUUGCAAUACCAUACUCGUAGACCAAAACAUCUGCCGGUCGCCGUCGUUUUCUUCUUUGCUGUACGAGGAUACUGAAGUGGCGACUCAGUAUUCCUCGUAUAUGUUGAACCUCAAAUCAAAGUGUUAAACCCAUGUGUGCGUGUCACUAGUAUUUAUAUUGUGUCUCUACGGUCUCCAUCUUGUUGAUAAAUCACGUAUUACUUGUUGUUUCUAUAUAUGGCGUAAUAUUUUUCUACAAUAAACUGUGAAUCGUUGAUGUUGUCUUUAC
Messenger RNA from Cylicocyclus nassatus, 1024 nucleotides. The record is from the annotation of a GenBank genome assembly. Lineage: Eukaryota; Metazoa; Nematoda; Chromadorea; Rhabditida; Strongylidae.